CAUCAUAAAUUUGAAAUCACUAAUGUUAAUGAAAUUUAUAAAUAUUUAAGAUGAGUGAAUAUAUAAAUAAAAUAAAUUAAAACUCUUGAUUAAAUGCCCCUGGGUUCACUGAAUUAAAUAAAGGAAAAAAGGUUACGAGAAUAAUUCGGUUUUGAAUAUUAGGAAAAAAACAUAAAUAAAAAGUAAAAGAAGAAAAAACUUGGAAAGGAAGAAAAAGGAGCGGGCUGGGCCUACUAAGAAAGAUUCAUAAAACAGUCACGUGGGCCCCAACCAAAAGUGCGAAAAAACCAGCAGCAGCAUCAAACAAAAGCAAACUGUCAUCAUCAAUCAUCACAAGUCGCACGUACUAUAAAAAUAUUUUGAGCUAAUCCAUCGCUUCUACUCUCACAGCUGCCCUUUCCUUUCCUUUCUUUUUCUUUCAUCUUACUACUACUGCACGCCCAAAAAAUCUCCAUUUCCAUCUAAUUUAUUUUUAAUUUCCAUUAAAGCCCCAUAAAUCAAUUGCAUUAUAAACCGUCAGCUUUGCUCUCUUUCUUUUUUUCUUUUUUCUUAAAGAAGAAAAUUUAAAACGGACAGGCCGAAACCGGCGGUGCAGCCAAGAGAAAUUUGCUGCGAUAUUCAUUGAGGCUAUAAAACAAACACCUGCUGGGUUUGAGAUUGGAUAGAAAGGGAAUAAAAAUAAGGAUCAGUAAUUUUUUGUUUUUUUUUUUUUGUUUUUUUUUUUGUGUGUGUUCUCUCUAGGAAAGAGAGCUCGCUCCCUUUGUUCUUUCCCUACCUAACAAACCUGUCAUUCCCUAAGCUCCCCAUGGCGUUUAUCUGUAGGCUCACCAGCACCUGAUUCUACCUCAGUGGAAGAGGAUCUGAUGCGACUUGUAUGUCUGGAAUCAGAAACCCCUGAAUUUAAUUCUGGGAUUUUUUCUUCACUUUUGUGGUAAAACAUUUGGCAAUGGAUGACCAUGGUGGCAGCAAGGUGACAGGAAUUAGGCAGAUUGUCAGGCUUAAGGAAAUUCUCCAGAAGUGGCAGUCUGUUACAAUUGGUUCAAAGGCCCCUGAACCUGAAGGUGGAACUAGAAGUCCUCCUGGGGGCAUUUCACCGAUGAUCAAUAAGAGGCUGAAGGGCAUUCAGAACUGUUGUGAUUCCGACGAGGAAAACUGCCAGAGCCCUGGAUCGCCACCUGACGUCCCCAAAGGGUAUCUAGCGGUUUAUGUUGGGCCAGAGCUGAGGAGGUUUAUUAUCCCCACAAGCUAUCUUAGCCAUUCUCUGUUCAAAGUUUUGCUAGAAAAGGUUGAAGAGGAGUUUGGGUUUGAUCACAGUGGCGGGCUCACAAUCCCAUGCGAGAUUGAGACCUUUAAGUUUCUCCUGAAAUGCAUGGAGCACCAUCCAAAAGACCACCAGGAUGACAGCUCAAAUGAAGAAUUCAUUAAUCAUUGAAGAAUAUGAUUAUGCUGCUCUCUGUAGUGGUCGAGAUUUUAAGACUGAUUACAGAUGUUGAGCUGGGACUCCUUGUAUGCAGAUAUUUUCUUUUCCUUUUCUUUCUUUUUUCUUAUUAUUUUUUUAAAUUUUCAUCGACAAACAAUAGGAAAACUUUAGUUAGGUUUGCACAUUUGUGCAGUGAAUUUGGUACUAGGGGGUUAAGUUUAGCCUCUCUAUUCUUUUUUGUUGGGAUUUGGCCUUAAUGAGUACAAAGACAGGUGUAUUCGAUCAACUAAUGUUUGUUACAUAUUUCCAAAAGGAAUCUGGCAUGAGCUUUCUUUAA
Messenger RNA from Ricinus communis (castor bean), 1757 nucleotides. RefSeq names its product indole-3-acetic acid-induced protein ARG7. NCBI's taxonomy places the organism in Eukaryota, Viridiplantae, Streptophyta, Magnoliopsida, Malpighiales, Euphorbiaceae. The transcript is spliced from 3 exons. Gene Ontology annotation, biological process: response to auxin. The coding region runs from base 947 to 1432 and encodes 161 amino acids. The record is from RefSeq and is a predicted model, not a curated record.